GUCAUAGAGACUGGAGAUAAAGCCACUCAGAGCCUGGAACACAAGAUUGAAAAUGACAGCUCAGAAAAUGCCUGAGGAAGAACUGUCCUGUGAUGUGGAAAUGGAAGGAUUUAUGAGAGAGGGUCCCUAUUUCUCCAUUCUAGGUGACCAUUGGGACUGCAAAAACCAGGAGGGACAUUUGAGUCAAUCAGCUUUAACUCGGGAGAAACCAGGGGCUAAGGAAGCAGUUUGUGAAUAUCCUGGAUUUGGGGAGCAUUUGAAUGCAAGCUCAGACCUUCCACCCUCUCAGAGAGUUCCUACAACAAAUGGUUUCCAUAUAUCUGACUCAGAUGUUAAGAGUUUUGAUUGUGACCCAGCUUUAAAUAGUUGUCAGAAAAGUUAUAUAGCUAAGAGAACUGGUGACAGUGAUGCCUGUGGAAAAGCCUUCAACCAUUCCAUGGAAGUUAUUCAACUUGUAAGAAAUCAAAUGAGAGAGAAACCCUAUAAAUACCCUGAAAGUGUUAAAUCUUUCAACCAUUUUACCCCUCUUGGUGAACAAAAAAUAAUGAAAAGAGGGAAGAAACUAUAUGAAGGUAAGGCCUUUGGGGACAUCUUUACCCUGAGUUCAUCUCUGAAUGAAAACAGGAGGAGUCACCCUGGAGAGAAGCUGUAUAAGUGUACUGAAUGUGGCAAAUGCUUCAAACGGAACUCUUCUCUCGUCUUACAUCACCGAACUCACACUGGAGAGAGACCUUAUACCUGCAACGAGUGUGGGAAAUCCUUCUCCAAGAACUACAACCUGAUUGUGCAUCAGAGAAUCCACACAGGGGAGAAGCCCUAUAAGUGCAGUAAAUGUGGGAAAGCCUUCAGUGAUGGGUCCGCUCUGACACAACACCAGAGAAUUCACACUGGGGAGAAACCUUAUGAAUGUCUAGAAUGUGGAAAAACCUUCAACCGAAAUUCAUCCCUGAUUCUGCAUCAAAGGACUCAUACAGGGGAAAAGCCGUAUAGAUGUAAUGAGUGUGGGAAACCUUUCACUGACAUCUCCCACCUCACCGUGCAUCUCAGAAUCCAUACCGGGGAGAAGCCCUACGAAUGUAGCAAAUGCGGAAAGGCUUUUCGGGAUGGCUCUUACCUCACCCAGCAUGAGAGGACUCACACUGGAGAGAAGCCCUUUGAAUGUGUGGAGUGCGGGAAAUCCUUCAACCGUAACUCUCACCUCAUCGUGCAUCAAAAAAUCCAUUCUGGGGAGAAACCCUACGAAUGUAAAGAGUGUGGUAAAACUUUCAUUGAGAGUGCUUACCUCAUCAGGCACCAGAGAAUUCACACUGGCGAGAAGCCCUAUGGCUGUGACCAGUGUCAGAAACUUUUCAGGAAUAUCGCUGGUCUCAUCCGGCACCAGAGGACUCAUACUGGCGAGAAGCCCUAUGAGUGUAAUCAGUGUGGCAAAGCUUUCAGGGACAGCUCCUGUCUGACCAAGCACCAGAGAAUCCACACUAAGGAAACCCCAUACCAGUGUCCAGAAUGUGGAAAGUCCUUCAAGCAGAACUCUCACCUGGUGGUACAUCAGAGACUCCAUAGCAGGGAGGGUCCCAGCCAGUGUCCUCAGUGUGGGAAAAGGUUCAGAAGGAGCUCGUCCCUCAUCCGACAUCAAAGAGCACACCCUGGAGAGCAACCCGUGGAAACAUAAUGAAUGCGGGCCACACUCGUCUCCCAACUAGCUCUCAAAAACUAUGUGAAGGAGGAAUGUCUUCAGGGGAGACUCCUUCCUGUCAGUAGAAAAGAAUUCUUUAAGCUCUCCAGUAAACUGAUGAACAUGAGACAUUCCUUAGUCGAACUAUUAAGUCUAUACAUUAGGGAACUCCUGGAGAGAAUAUAGGGUGGUGAUAAAUGUGGAAAAGGCUUCAGGGAUGAUUCAGCCGGUCCCAAACAUGAUAGUGUGUACACUGGAAUAAAGCCUGUGAAUGUCAGGAAAAUACUUCCCUGGGGAUACCCGCCCACUCCUGCGUCAGAGUGCUUCAACUGGACAGAACCUGUGAGUAAUCGAUAUGAGGAAUCCUUUAAUAGCGAAUGUCUGCCUUAUUGUGCAGAAGCAGACUCUUAGUGGACUCAGGUGUAAUCAGUGAGAGAAGCUUCCGCAGGAGCUCUUACUGUCUUUUCUGUAUCAGCAAAGACAUCCUGGUGGGAGACCCCACACAAUGCUCCACCCCACUGCAACUGCAGAAUGAUAGUUAGAUUUUGCUGUUUGAGUGUAUUUCCGUGUUACAGUCCUGCCAGAUGCUGAGGACUCGUUUCAGGAGGGGCAACUGCAAGGGGAAGUUGCUUGUGAAUGAAGAGUGAUGUCAUCUCUCUGAAGAAAAGACUGAAGCAGGUUUGUACUAAGAUGGAGAGGGCUGCUGCUGAGAAAUGUGAUGCGUUGCUUUAGUUGUUGAAACAAAAACAUACUGAAUAGUUAACGUUUAUGUUAUCACCCCCAUUGUUGUUCAUUUAGGACUCUUCUGAUUUGUUCCAUGUAGUCAUCCUGAACCGUAAUUAUAAAGGUUUUGUUGCCAUAUUGAAAAUGCUGAUAAUAUGGCAGGCAACAAAAAAAAGGCAUACAGUAGAAUAUUUGCUGUUAUUACAGCCAUGUAAAGAUAUGUGCACAUAUGGAAGUAGACUGGAAGUUGAUCUUGGAGAAAUAAACUUGUGCUUUUCUUAGGGGACUGCAGUUGUGUAUGAUUUUUUCUCCAUUACAAAUCAUACAUUGUUGCUAUAGUGAUUUGAUAAGGAAUAAAAAGGUGAGGCCAAAAGG
Ceratotherium simum simum (southern white rhinoceros) is the source of this 2770-nucleotide messenger RNA. The record is from RefSeq and is a predicted model, not a curated record. NCBI's taxonomy places the organism in Eukaryota, Metazoa, Chordata, Mammalia, Perissodactyla, Rhinocerotidae.